Desarmillaria tabescens is the source of this 567-nucleotide messenger RNA. RefSeq lists its product as uncharacterized. The record is from RefSeq and is a predicted model, not a curated record. The transcript has 9 exons. Lineage: Eukaryota; Fungi; Basidiomycota; Agaricomycetes; Agaricales; Physalacriaceae. Bases 1 to 567 code for a protein of 188 amino acids.
AUGUCGUCCACUAACACUCCUUCUUUGGGAAUGACCUUUGGGUCAGUUUACAUUGGUACAACUAUCGCUGCUAUAUUCUUCGGAAUAACAAAUCUGCAAGCAGCUAUCUAUUACAAAAGAUACCCCAAGGAUGGAAGGAUAUACCGAUACUCAGUUUGGGCGUGUUCCAUUAAGCUUCUUGAGCAGGUCGCCAUUCUUUGGUACAUCCAAAUAUUCCUUGUUUCGUUCUCUACCAUGACGGUGUUAGUUGGCCAUUACUUUGAUAAAAUCUUCCCUUGGUUUGUGGUUCUGCAAUUUAUACAGGAUAUUAGAUUUCUCAUCAACGUCAAGGAUCAAGUCUAUGUCAACGCCUUGCUUGCCAUGCAUGUACCCACUGACAUCUCAAUACUGUUAAACUCUUGGAAGGAUCGUAGAAAACGCACAACCGUCGAGUCUUCUGUAGGGACAGCAAUUAAAUUCAGUCCCGGUGAUUCUUCAAGUGAGAGCGAAGAUUCGAAUGUGAGCAUUCCGACGCCGAGCCGUCAGUUCCUGGAUGGUGCAAAAGAGGACCUCAACUUCCGUAUAUGA